GGCACACCUCAGCAACUUUUCCUAACGUAACAACUCGUUAGGUGGUAUAUGUGGGGCAAUCUAUCACAGCACGCAGAGGUGAUGACUAAUACGCAAGGGGACCGCCUACCAAACCGAAAGUUACGCCUCCUGCGAUAAUCUUUCCAAGAUCACCCGAUAGUUUUCAAUAAUCAUGCCUAUAUUCUCACGCAUGUUAAAAGGGAUUCGGAGUAUUUCGCCAGUAUUGUCGAGAGAGACCACUCUAUUACCCAUCUCAAGCCGACAUUAUUCCUAUCAACACUCUCAGCUUCGGAUGGCUAAUAUUGUCGGGGAUCCACGGGAUUUCUUUAGUUAUACCAGUGGACGAUGGGUUUGGGAUGAAAGGCAGCAACUUCGAGAGAGGUAUCGCGAAUUUGAUAUACUUGAGAUGCAGAAAAUUGCUAUGGAAUCAUCAUCUUCUGGAUCCUGUGUUAGUAUGGCAAAGAUAGGGGAAGGGUCAUACAACAAGUCGUUCAAGCUUACUAUGGGCAAUGGGAAGACAGUUGUUGCUCGAAUUCCAAAUCCGAAUGCUGGGCCAGCUUUCUUGACAACGGCGUCCGAGGUUGCCACAAUGGACUUUUUAAGAACCAUACUCUGUCUUCCAGUCCCCAAAGUUCUUGCAUGGAAUUCUGCAGUUGACUCUACGAACCGUGUAGGGGCUGAGUACAUCAUCAUGGAGUAUGCCCCCGGUAGAAAUCUCGCAGAUGUUUGGACAGACAUGGACCUUGAAUGUAAGGUUCAGACGAUGGAGGAUAUAGUGACCAUCCAACACAAAUUUUUAUCGUUGAAAUUCUCAGAAUAUGGUUGCCUUUUCUACAGGGAAGAUGCACCUCCUGGAUCUCACCCUGCAAUAGUCGAAGGAGACAACUUGUCGCAUGAACUUAAGCAUAAAAUUGCUGAGAAGUAUUCUAUUGGGCCGACAGUAGACACAGAAUUCUGGAGUAAAGGACGAGGCGAUAUGGAUAUUUAUCGUGGACCAUGGGCUUCUGCGGUUGACUAUAUACAGGCUUUUGCCCUUCGAGAGAUAGCUUGGAUCCAGAAACAUGCAACCCCGCGUUCUCCAGAUGAUCCGUUAUUCGUUUCCCAUAGCCAGAACGAUCCUGCUGAACACGUUUCUCUUCUCCAGAGAUAUUUAUCUACUGCUCCACAUCUGAUUCCACAGGACGAAAGUAUUUUAGGGUCAUUCUUAUGGCACCCAGACCUUCGCACUCCUAAUAUUUUUGUCGACGAUAGUGGUCAUAUCACUAGCAUCAUUGACUGGCAAAGCACAUCAGCUGGUCCUUUGUUCCUAGAAGGCCGUCAUCCUCAUUUUCUCGAUUAUAACGGUGACUUGAUACUCGAACUACCUGAAAACUUUAAGCAGUUGGAUGAAAAUACGCAAAAUGCUGUUAAGGGUAAAGUCACCAACUCGAUCCUAUUAUAUCUCUAUGAGAAAUAUACGGCCGAGAGAAAUCCAAUUUUGAGCAGAGUGUUCCAGUAUCCAAAUGGCAAGACACUAACAGAUCCAAUUCGCUUUGUUGGGAAUACAUGGGAUGGAGAUAUCUUACCACUACGAGAGUCUUUAAUAAGGAUACAGAAGAAGUGGAGUUCACUAGGCCGUACGGUUGAGUGCCCCAUCAACUUUUCUCCUGAAGAAAUUAGCAAACAUUAUGAGGAUAGUGAAGGCUGGAAUGAAGUACAAGACUUUUGGGACGCCUUAUCAGGAAUCAUGAGCAGGGAUGGCUGGACCUCACAUGAAACAUACGAUCAAGCUGUUUCCAUUUAUUCUCAGAUCCAGGCAGAAACAGCCCCUCACUCAAGCCACGAUGUAUAAUACUGGAGGAAUAAGUUAAUUCUGUGCGAAGAUUGCUCCAGAAAAAAAAUUUUGGUUUCCACAGACGAAUGAGAUUUGCAUACAACAUAGAAAGAACUGUCAAUGUAUCCUGCCGUGACUUAGGUGGCCUCCAUUUCUUUGAGAUAUCC
This is a messenger RNA of Aspergillus caelatus, 1980 nucleotides long. Its product is annotated as phosphotransferase family protein. Gene Ontology annotation, cellular component: mitochondrion. NCBI's taxonomy places the organism in Eukaryota, Fungi, Ascomycota, Eurotiomycetes, Eurotiales, Aspergillaceae. The record is from RefSeq and is a predicted model, not a curated record. The transcript has 5 exons. Bases 173 to 1831 code for a protein of 552 amino acids.